Molecule: messenger RNA, 1855 nt
Organism: Suncus etruscus (white-toothed pygmy shrew)
Lineage: Eukaryota; Metazoa; Chordata; Mammalia; Eulipotyphla; Soricidae
Gene: GPR75
Product: G protein-coupled receptor 75
Exons: 2
Coding region: 207-1823 (538 amino acids)
Biological process (GO): neuropeptide signaling pathway
Cellular component (GO): membrane
Molecular function (GO): G protein-coupled peptide receptor activity
Source: RefSeq, a predicted model, not a curated record
CGACUUCCAGGGCUAAAUAAAAUGCGGGUUCGAAUGUUGCUUCCCGGCGGCCGGCAGCCGCGCAGUCGCCCAGAGACCAGGUGGACAGACUGACGGUCCUUCUGGGGGCAUCUUUGGGAGCAGGACUCUUCUGACCCCCUCCCGUGGCUCUCUGUGAACCAAGAUCCUUCAGGUGCCCGUGCUUGCCCGAGGAGGAGACGGAGACGAUGAACAGUUCGGCCCACCUCGACCUGGGCCUGGGCCUGGGCCUAGGCCUGGAUCCGGGCCCGGUCCCCACCUCGGCCUGGGCGCGGGCCUCCAACAGCUCGGGCGCGGACGUGAGCCCGCCGCCGCCGCCACCACCCGGGCCCCUGCCCGUGGCCACCCUGGCGGCGUGCGCGGCGCUGCUGGCCCCCGCGUGCUGCCUGGGCGCCUACGGCAACUGCCUGGCGCUCGGCUCGCUGCUGCCGCCCGGGCCCCGGCCGCGCGCCCUGGCCCGCGCCGACCCGCUGGCGCUCAGCCUGGCGCUCGGCGACCUGUUCCUGUGCGCGGUGGCGGCGCCGGGCUUCGCGCUGCUGCUGCUGCUGCGGCCGUUGGCGGGCUUUCCGGGGCCGCCCGCCGGCCUCUGCGCCGCGCUGCGCCUCGCCAGCGCCGGCUGCGUGCUCGCCUCGCUGCAUUCGGCCGCGGCCAUCGCGCUGCAGCGGCUGCGGCUCGUGCGGGGCCCCAGGCCCGGCGCCCGGCUCGGCCCGCCCGGCUCGGCGCUGCUGCUCGCGCUGCUGCUCUGGGCCGGCGGGCUGGCGCUCGCGGCGCUGGCCACGCGCGCCCCGGCCCCGGCCCCGGCCCGGCCGCGCCUGUGCCUGCCGCUGGCCGGGCCCGCCGCGAGCCACGACGACGACGACCAGGCCCACCGCGACGACCCGGACGAGCGCGGGCACGGCCGGGCCGCGCGGGCGCUCUACGCCGCCGACCUGCUGGGCUGCGUGGCCGUCGUGGCCGUGUCCUACGCGCUCAUCGCGCGGGCGCUGCGCAGGAACGCGCGGGCCCGGAGAGGAGGGGUCCCGGGGGCGCACGGGGGCGUCCAGGCCCAGAGCUCCCCGCCGGGGGCGCAGGGCGGCGGUUGCAUCCGCACCCGGACCCGAGCCCGGACGCCCAGCCCCGGGCCCGCGCUGGCGGCCAGGGACUCGCAGGCCGUGCUCACCUGCGUGGCCAUCGCGGCCUCGGCGCUGCUGUGCUGCCUGCCGCUGGCCGUGGCGCUGCUGCAGGGCCUGCUGGCCGCGGGGCGCUCGCCGCUGGAGCCCCUGGGCUUCGCGCUCGUGCUGCUCAAGUCCGGCCUCGACCCGUUCAUCUACGCGCGCAACAGCGCGGGGCUCCGGCGCCGGCUGCUCUGGGCGCUGCAGCUGCUGGGCCCCGGCUGGGCCUGCCGGCGGCACAAGACGCGCGUCCGGGCCCUGGGCCAGGGCGGCCUGGAGGCCAACAGGAACAAGGCCUCGCACCACGACACCAACUCGGCCUACGUGCUGUCCCCCCGCGCCCAGAGGAAGGGCGUGGACCAGGCGUGCGGGCCCAGCCAGGCCGGGGAGCCCGGGACGGGCAGCCCCCAGGGCACCACCGGGCAUCCCCGCCGCCUGGGCUCCAGCCCCGUCCACACCCGCGUGGAGCCCUGUUACAGCGUCUACAGCAGCAGCAGCCCGGCGCCCGGUGUCCGUGGGUCCCGCCACUCGCGGCCUGGCCGCCCCCUGGCCUGGACCUCUUCGUACCUGGCCUUGCACUGUCACCCCACUCGCGAGCGCCUGCCCGAGCGGGACAGCACGUCCGCCAAGCAGAUCCCAGUCCCGUCCGUGUAAAGAAUCUCAUGCAGUUGGGCCCUGGUACGAAU